Terrapene triunguis (Three-toed box turtle) is the source of this 5845-nucleotide messenger RNA. RefSeq names its product ADAM metallopeptidase with thrombospondin type 1 motif 3 (gene ADAMTS3). Gene Ontology annotation, cellular component: extracellular matrix. Lineage: Eukaryota; Metazoa; Chordata; Testudines; Emydidae. The record is from RefSeq and is a predicted model, not a curated record. Gene Ontology annotation, molecular function: metalloendopeptidase activity. Gene Ontology annotation, biological process: extracellular matrix organization; proteolysis.
AUGGUUAAAAGCAUUUUUAAUGCUAAUGUGACUGUAUUGAUUAUGGGUGAGAGUGAAUGCCUCCUUCAGGAAAGAUCGCACAAUUUACCAAAUAUCAGACCGAGGCUAUAUGGACUAGUGACUCCGAUCAGCACCAGUGCAGAUGGAAGCUUUAUCUCCAAUAUUCUCUCCGCAAAUCACCAAAGAAGAUUAACAAGGGAUGUGUCCCAAAGCCCCAAACAACUGUAUUUUAACAUCACAGCUUUUGGAAGGGAAUUCCAUCUCAGGCUGAGGCCUAACACGCAUCUGGUGGCUCCAGAGGCUGUAGUGGAAUGGUAUGAAGACUCGGUGGAAACUGGAAAUGGAACUGAGGCUGGUAACGAAAGUCAGACUAGAAGCGCAACAGAGCGGAUAUGGAAAAAAGAGCCUCUGUGGACCAAUUGUGCAUAUGUUGGAGACAUCACUGAUAUUCCGGGAGCAUCCGUUGCUAUUAGCAACUGCGAUGGUCUGGCUGGAAUGAUAAGAACUGAUAAGGAUGAAUAUUUCAUUGAACCUUUGGAAAGAGGCAAACAAAUGGAAGAAGAGAGAGGAAGAAUUCACGUGGUCUACAAGAGAUCAGCUGUAACACAAGAUCCCGGCGACAUGCUCCUAGACUUCCAUACGGAAGCGUCUCUUCUCAGCGGACUGGACGGUCUGGAUUCCAUGUACAGCAACGUAGAGCAGCAGCUAAAUGAAACGCUGAGACGACGCAGGCAUGCAGGAGACAAUGACUACAACAUUGAAGUGCUUCUAGGAGUGGAUGAUUCUGUAGUCCGAUUCCACGGCAAAGAACAUGUUCAAAACUACCUCCUCACCCUUAUGAACAUAGUGAACGAAAUUUACCACGAUGAAUCCCUUGGUGUCCACAUAAAUGUGGUGCUGGUGCGAAUGAUAAUGCUGGGAUAUGCAAAGUCCGUCAGCUUGAUUGAAAGGGGAAACCCCUCAAGAAGCCUGGAGAAUGUUUGCCGCUGGGCCUACCAGCAACAGAAGUCGGAUCCCAAUCAUUCUGAGCACCAUGAUCAUGCCAUUUUUUUAACCAGGCAAGAUUUUGGGCCUGCUGGUAUGCAAGGAUACGCUCCCGUCACUGGCAUGUGUCACCCUGUAAGAAGCUGCACUCUCAACCAUGAGGAUGGGUUUUCUUCAGCUUUUGUUGUUGCCCAUGAAACUGGUCAUGUGCUGGGAAUGGAGCAUGACGGGCAAGGGAACAGAUGUGGGGAUGAGACGGCUAUGGGGAGUGUCAUGGCUCCUUUGGUGCAGGCUGCAUUUCAUCGUUACCACUGGUCCCGGUGCAGUGGCCAAGAACUCAAAAGAUACAUACACUCCUAUGACUGUCUCCUUGAUGACCCCUUUGAACACGAUUGGCCCAAACUUCCUGAACUGCCAGGAAUCAAUUAUUCCAUGGAUGAACAAUGCCGCUUUGAUUUUGGUGUUGGUUACAAAAUGUGCACAGCGUUUCGAACCUUUGACCCAUGUAAGCAGCUGUGGUGUAGCCAUCCAGAUAAUCCAUACUUCUGUAAAACUAAGAAAGGGCCUCCACUCGAUGGCACAGAAUGUGCCCCAGGGAAAUGGUGCUAUAAAGGUCACUGUAUGUGGAAGAAUGCUAACCAGCUGAAACAGGAUGGCAACUGGGGAUCCUGGACAAAGUUUGGCUCCUGCUCACGGACCUGUGGUACCGGCGUUCGCUUCAGAACACGCCAGUGCAACAAUCCAAUGCCAGUCAAUGGUGGUCAAGAUUGCGCCAGUGUCAAUUUUGAGUAUCAGCUUUGCAAUACAGAAGAAUGUCCAAAGCACUUUGAGGACUUCAGAGCACAGCAGUGUCAGCAGCGUAAUUCCCAUUUUGAACAUCAGAAGAGCAAACACCACUGGCUGCCCUAUGAGCACCCUGAUGCCAACAAAAGAUGCCACUUAUACUGCCAGUCCAAAGAAACUGGAGACAUUGCUUAUAUGAAACAACUGGCACAUGACGGGACUCGCUGUUCUUAUAAAGAUCCAUACAGCAUUUGUGUGCGUGGAGAGUGUGUGAAAGUGGGCUGUGACAAGGAAAUUGGUUCCAACAAAGUUGAAGAUAAAUGUGGUGUCUGCGGUGGAGAUAACUCUCAUUGCCGAACGGUCAAAGGGACCUUUACCCGAACUCCCAAAAAGCCCGGGAAACAUUUAAGCAAGAGGUGCCAAAGAGAAUUCAAGUUGCUGGAAAAUGAAAUCUGGAAGACAAGAGGAGCAUUCACUUUGCCCAAAGGAGCUCGCAAUAUUUCCCUCUCUGAAACAAGGGAGUCUAGAAAUAUUCUGGCCAUUAAGAACCAGGCUACUGGACACUAUAUUCUGAACAGGAAAGGGGAGGAGGCCAAGUCAAGGUCCUUCAUUGAACUUGGUGUGGAGUGGGAAUACAACAUAGAAGAUGACAUAGAAACUCUUCAUACUGAUGGCCCUUUGCAUGAUGCUGUUGUUAUAUUGGUCAUUCCUCAAGAGAACGACACAAGAUCUAGCCUGACUUACAAAUACAUCAUUCAUGAGGAUUCAGUACCCACAAUCAACAGUAACAACGUUCUUCAGGAUGAAAUAGAUACUUUUGAGUGGGCUUUGAAGAGCUGGUCCCAGUGCUCCAAACCUUGUGCUGGAGGUUUCCAAUACACGAAAUAUGGGUGCCGAAGGAAAAGUGAUAACAAAAUGGUUCACCGCAGCUUCUGUGAAGCCAGCAAAAAACCAAAGCCUAUUCGUAGAAUGUGCAAUCUGCAGGAAUGCACACAGCCACUUUGGAUAGCAGAUGAAUGGGAAUACUGCACAAAAACCUGUGGGAGUUCUGGUUACCACAUCCGUACUGUGCGCUGCAUUCAACCUCUUCACGACGGCGCAAACCGCUCGGUCCAUAUCAAGUACUGUAGUGGGGAUCGCCCUGAGAGCCGCAGGCCAUGUAACAGAACGCCAUGCCCUGCGCAGUGGAAAGCUGGACCCUGGGCUGAGUGUUCUGUGACCUGUGGGGAAGGAACUCAGUCCAGGCAGGUCACAUGCCGUGCUGGUGACCAGUGUGAUGGAGAAAAACCUGAAUCAGUGCGGGUUUGUAAGCUUGCUCCCUGUAAUGAUGAGCCCUGCCUGAGAGACAAGUCAAUAUUCUGUCAAAUGGAAGUGCUCGCACGCUAUUGCUCCAUCCCUGCCUAUAACAAGCUGUGCUGUGAGUCUUGCAGCAAGCGCAGCAGCACCCUCCCGCCUCCUGACCUUACUGAAGCUGCUGAAACCAAAGAGGAAGUGAUGUUCCAUCCUAGUGACCUACCUAGGGCCUUGGCGAUGCCGACAUCUUUAGUACCUCAGCACGCAGAUGUCGCUGAUGAGAACAGAAGUUCUGUAGGCAGGAUGCCUCCUAGGGAAGAGGACAUAGAUGUACUUGUUUCUACAUCAAAUAGUAAGUCCAAAGGUGCUGAGUUACCCCAGAGGAGAGCUUACCAAGCAGGAAGUCAGACUUCUAGGCUGAUUGCAGUGCCAUAUCAGUCACCUACCAAGAUUGGCAAUCUGUCCCCAAUGCAUCCCAUGGUAGCAGUUAACAACACUUCUACAGGUGCUCUUUCUCCAGCUAGAACCUCAAGGAAAAAUAAGAAGCAUGUUGAAAAGAGACAUGCUUUGAGAUCAUCCACGGUGGAAAGAUAAAAGUGAAUGCAAAAAGGAGGAUAGUAACAGAAAUCUUUUGUUCAGGACACCAUGGUGCAUGCUGCUUUCCAGAAGCAGAACUCUCUACAGGUCAUUUUAGUUGUAAAUAAAAAACAAAGUGCUGGUUCACUUUCUAGUUGCUGCCAUCCUCCUACACUUCAUUAUCUGGUUAGCUUGAAUGCAUGGGAGGAAAGCACCAAAGAAUAUUCACAUCAAUGAAAGAAAGUUGCCGAGUGUGGUGGUCAUUCUCUAGUAUAGGAAAAGUGGCCAGAGCCUAUUUUGCACAUCAGCUAAUUGUUUUUAUUUUUAAAAGAUCACAUGUGGGGGGGGGGACAUCACCACCAGAAGAGGUACCAAAAGUUUACACUUUUACAAAAUAUUUUUGCAGUGGAACAUCAGAAUCCAUAAGACUUGUAUUGCUAAUUUAUCUAUAUAAACAAAUAUUGUAUGAGCAAAUUUUCAGCUGUUGUGUAUAUACUGUAUAUUGCAGAAAAAUCAGUAUUAUUUUUAAGAGUUUUGUGCUGUCAAACAAUUGUUUACCUAUGUUACAUUUCUGGACAUUUACUAGGUGCCUGCCAUUGAGUACUGCCUUCCUUACAUUCCAGGAGUUGAUUUUCAAAGCAGCAUUUUAAUUAAAAGAGGAGCUCCAUUUUAAUAUAGCUUACAGCUACUGACCUUAGGAAGAUCUUUAUUUUUAAUAUCAACAAUGUGAUGCUUUCUUUUUGAGGGGAGAGGGGGAACUGCCAUCUUACUGGUCCAAACCUACUCAUCACCUACCAAUUAAAAAGUCUGUUCAGCAGCAUAACAAUUUUAAAUCACAGGUAGAAGAAACUGACGAAAUGUGCCAGUGAAAUCAAUGCUAACACCCCUACCCUCUACUUAGCAGACAUUGUUUAGGUCUAGAACUAGCAGUGCCUUCUCUGAAUUCUCCUUUUGCCUAAGAGGGACAGACUAGUGUAGUACGUGAAAAAAGUAACUCUGUAUAUGUUAAGUACUGUACUGUUCACAAGACCAAUGUGAGUUGUGUUUUCUGGAUGAGCUGUUUGCUUCUGAAUCUGAAAGAGCAUCACAGAGCUAGAGUAGGCACUAAUAAGUAGUAGCUGUGGCAAGUUUUAAAAUGGAUGUUUUUCCUGAUUAAAGCAUUGAUUUAAAGGCAAGAGAGAUAUUUAUUUUUCAGCAUGGUUCACCUUGAAAUCUCCACAACCACAAUGCAUCUGACUGCAAUCAUUGCUAGUAAUUUAUGUCAAUAACCAUCUUUCUCAGUUCAUCCAGUCAUGCUCUCUCCUGCGUGUUGCUGUAAAGUACUUGUAUAUAGGAUUGAGAACUAAAGAUAUUUAUUAAAAGUUGAAUUCUUGAUAGUAUUUUAUGUACGAAAUAUUUACACUAAUAGCAGUGACUUUCGCCAAGAUAAAAUAGAGAUGUAAUUAGAUACAUGUACAUGCUAUAUCAUAUGCAUAGAACAGAAAUUGAAGCUAACUAAACUACUGUAGAUGAAUUGUUGGUCUAAUUUCUUUUUUAAAAAAAUCUUAAAGCCAUUGUCAAUUACAAACAUCUUUAGGUUUUUAAAUAGUUUACUAAAGUUUGAUGUGCAAUUUUUGUCCUGUCUGAGCAAACUGUUUUAUUAAACAGUGAAUUUGCAGCACUAAAAACACUAUGAAAUAUAUUAGGACUCCAUGGAUCACAUUUUGGAAACAGACUAAGAAAUGUGUGUAGUAAUUUUGUGGGAUUGCUGAGAUGACGUUAGAAUGCAAAUCUCUUUCAGGAAACCCUAAUGUCAACUAGAAUGUAAGUAAAUUAACCCUCAAAAGAGAAUAGGAUCACGUCUGUCUUGCAUUAUGAUGUUUGUAAUCUAAUCCACUGAAGUAUUGACUCGAUGCCUCUAAAGAAUUGCUGCUACUUUUAUGCAAGGCUUUUGAAGGUCUAAAGAAAUUAGCAUUAUAUAGAUUGUGUACAGACAAUCCCUGAGCCUCAAACAGACCAAUAGGAUAUGUAUUUGCUUCCUUGGAAUUCCCCAGAAGUCAAAUUCUCUCUCUCUCUUUAUCUUUCACAUAUAUACAAUAUGGAUGUAGAUACUCCUUGUACCUUUUUGCUUUCUUUUCUACCAAGCUAAUUUCUCUUUCAUUAAAGUGUACACUACUGAUACUGUUUGUUGUAUUGGGGAACACCUAGCAAUAAAAACUUUAACAUGCCA